Messenger RNA from Cladophialophora yegresii CBS 114405, 1521 nucleotides. RefSeq lists its product as uncharacterized. Gene Ontology annotation, cellular component: plasma membrane. Gene Ontology annotation, biological process: transmembrane transport; carboxylic acid transport. Bases 1 to 1521 code for a protein of 506 amino acids. The record is from RefSeq and is a predicted model, not a curated record. The transcript is spliced from 4 exons. NCBI's taxonomy places the organism in Eukaryota, Fungi, Ascomycota, Eurotiomycetes, Chaetothyriales, Herpotrichiellaceae. Gene Ontology annotation, molecular function: carboxylic acid transmembrane transporter activity.
AUGGCAAGCUCAAAGCAUCAUCCUGCUUAUGAAAUGCCGGGCAAUGACUCCGACCGGCGUCAUUCCAGUGCUCAAGAUGUGGAAAAGACCGACAGGAGACUCAGCCAGGUGGACGUCGCCCGCAUUACCAAAGUCUCCUCCAUCAUCACAGUCUUUGUUUCCGGUCUGGCACUCUUCUCGGACGGGUACAAUGCGCAGAUCAUUGGAUACAUGGAGCCGCUAUUCACAGACUUGUACCAGGAAGGCAUGUCCAGCAUCAUCAAGACCAGGCUGUCCAAUGCCUACCUCAUCGGUGAGAUCUUUGGGAUGCUGUUCUUCGGUUUCAUCAUCGACAAGAUCGGCCGUCGGACGGGAAUCGUGUUUGCGACGCUUUUCCUGGUCCUGGGUAUUGUGUUAGCUACUGCCGCGCAUGGCACGUCCCAGGUCGGCAUGUUUUGGAUGAUGAUCGUUGCACGUGGUAUCGCUGGGUUCGGGGCUGGAGGCGAAUAUCCCACCUGCGGAACAGGUAGCGCCGAGGCGUCCGACGAAAGUGAAUACGUUCGCCGCAAGCGAGGCUUCCUCGUCGCCGUGGCCACAGAUUUCGCCAUUGACUUCGGAUUCGUCAUGGCCGGCGUGAUUGCGCUUAUUGUGAUCGAGUGCUACCACGAGAACGUCUCCAGCGGUACCUGGCGCGUCUGCUUCGGGUUGGGCUUCGUCCUGCCCUUGGUUCUCUUCUUCUUCCGUAUACGCAUGGUUGAGUCAACCCAGUACCGCAAACAUGCCAUCAAACACAAUGUACCGUACUGGUUGAUCAUCAAGCGCUACUGGAAGCCCAUGGUGGGGACCUCCCUCGCCUGGUUCUUCUAUGAUUUCGUCACUUACCCGUUCGGCAUCUUCUCCUCCACCAUCAUCGGCCAGCUCAAUCCCAACAACACCCUCGUCCAAAACAUCGGUUACGGCACCGUAGUCAACUGCUUCUACCUCCCCGGCUGCCUGGUCGGCGGCCUGCUCAUGGACCGCAUUGGGCGCAAACAAACCAUGUGUCUUGGUUUUGGCCUCUGGGCAAUAUUGGGAUUCAUCCUCGGCGGCGCCCUCAACCCCAUCCAGUCCGUCUUCCCGCUCUUCGUCGUCAUGUACGGCAUCUUCAACUCACUGGGCGAAAUGGGCCCCGGCGUCGCCACGUUUCUGUGUGCCGCCGAAUCUUUCCCCACACCACUCCGUGGUCAUUUUAUGGGCUUUGCCGCCGCGGUGGGGAAAGCCGGUGCGGCGAUCGGGACACAAGUAUUCACGCCCAUUCAAAAUUCAUUUAGCGACACGGAGAAGGGGACGCAAGCGGUUUUCCUGAUCGGCGCGGGCUUUGCUGCCAUGGGCGGUAUUAUCGCCUGGGUGUUCAUCCCUGACCGAGACCGAGACCUGGAAAGCGAGGACGCCAAAUUCAGGAGUUACCUCGCGGAGAACGGGUAUGACGGCACUUUUGGGGAGAGUCUGAUGCACGAGGUCAGAACCACGGCGUUCAAGCCCGAGGUUCUCAAGACGUCGUGA